This is a messenger RNA of Lycium barbarum (goji berry), 7436 nucleotides long. RefSeq lists its product as uncharacterized. The record is from RefSeq and is a predicted model, not a curated record. Bases 6400 to 7422 code for a protein of 340 amino acids. Lineage: Eukaryota; Viridiplantae; Streptophyta; Magnoliopsida; Solanales; Solanaceae. The transcript is spliced from 9 exons.
GCUGCAGUUUCUUUGGGGCAGUUUCUAGAUAUGGUAAAAUAUCUGUCAAAUGUGGCUGCUAGAGUUUUCAUUUUUUCUACUAUUAAUAAGUGAAGGUUCUUGGACGACGAAGGGUAAAACUGUAAUUUCGCGCUGGUCCACAUAUUCAUUACAAUUCUACCAUGUUCUGCAAUCUUCUCCCCUUUGCCUUCCUUCAUCCGAUCAGUUUUGUACUGGUUUUGUUUGCCUUUCCGAUGAGUUCAAUUUUCUGUAGAUUCCUACUUUAAUUUGGCGUGUUCUUUUUGCGAUUUCUAUGAAAGAACAAGUUUGGAUGGAAAGAGUUUUGAUCAAUUCCAAGAAAUAGUUUGAUAAGAGCUCAUUUCUUUAUCCCUUUUCAUUAUUGUGCUAUGUUCUCCCCAAAAAUUAGUUAGAUUUCUGGAAACUCGAAGAAACCAGCCGGCUACUUUCAAGCUUGGUUUUUGCUCUAUUCAAGAGAUGGACAUACAAUUGAAAGAUUGAAGCUCAGACAUGAAUAUUGACAAUUGACAGAAUCUUCUGCACCAGCAUAGAUUAGAUUCAGAUGUAAUGAGAGUAGAAUAUUCUGACUAAAUUGAUGAUGCUGUUGAAAGGGUCUCGGAAGUUAUAAGUUUGUUGCUGGAGCUUUUUGAGUACCUCAGAGUUAUAGGAUGUGAGGUGCUGAUUUUUGUGAAAUAAAGCAAAUGUUGGCUUUUGCAUUUACUACUUGAUGUUGGACAUGCAGCUGUUAAUACAGGAAGAAGAUGAUCUGAAAUGAAAAGUUCAUAUUUGGAGAACCAGUUCAGAUCGAUGGAUCAACACCCCUUCCUUGAGGUGUACGCUUGGAGGAUACAUUGGAAUGCAAUGAGGAAAAGAACAACAACUAUAAAGAUUUAACGCAAGGAAAUAGACAAGAAUAUUCUAUAAGGAUUAUAAUGAAAAUAUAGAGCUUUUGUUGACUGCGUUUUCUACGACCAAGGGCAGAACCAUCAUUUCGCUCGCUGGUAAAAGUGAUUUCGCUCAGCACACGUGGCUUUUCUCACCACAAUUCUGGAAGGAAAAAAAAAAAAACAACAGUCGAUUAAUGUGAAACAAGAUUGUUUGGAAGCUCAAAAUGUUGGGAAAGUCCCAUUCUUGGAAGAAAAAAAAAUCUGGUUGCUUUCUCUCCCUGGUUUUCCUAUUAGAAAGAAAGUGUGAAGGAACUUUCUCGCAAGCAAAACUCAAUUCCUGGCAGUCGGCAUUGACAAACCCCUAUACCAGCGGCUUCAUGGCUUUUCUCUGCUAUUUGAGGACCUUUCUAAAGGUUAAAAAGCAAUCUCACUCUCAAAUUCCUAUGAUAAAAGUGGUAAUCUUUUCUUAAAUUUCAGUUUUUUUUUUUUUUGCUUUAUAGUUUGUAAUUUUUUUUAGCAAUAUAUGAUGGGAAUCGUUCUGGUUAUCUGCCUUUUCAAGAAUCACACCCAUGGCAUUAGAUAAGAAGGUGUCCUCAUUUAUUGCUGGUCAUUCCAAAAUGCCAUCUGUAUUAUAUAGGAGUAUUUCCCUUGACAGAGAAUGUUGAGAUAAGUGAAUAUUAUUGGCAAAAAGUCUUAAGAAUGAGGAAUUGAUUUGAUUGCAGAUACAUUAAGCUGAAUUUACAUGUCCACUGUGGUUUUCCUCUAAUGCAAAGAAACUGAUCAAAAGAAUCUAAAAUUCCAAUCCACAGACUGUAGGUAUAUCUCCCUCUCCAAGACAAAGGAGGAAAUAAAGCAGAAAAGCUAUUGAGAAAUUCAUGGAAUUUAUCAUUUGAUGACAUCGCAUAUCUGCAUUAGACAGCUGUAGUUUUCUCACUCUCUGUCGUGAAGCUGUACUUAAUAUACGACCAUUUGACAUAAUCUUAUUUGGCGUGUAUAACAUUUCUGCUAACGUUGUAUCUGUAUGCAAGUAGUUAAGGAAAAUAAUCAAAAUUAAAAUUUAAUAGUUGAAUAAAUUUGAAUUUUUGAAAGUUAUGAAGCUUAUAUAUAAUUAUAGUUGUUCCUAGAAUAGUGUCAAACAUUUAUGGAUUUUCCCAUUUGGGAAGAGUUUCAUACACUUGGGAUAGAGAGACUAGAGAGUAGUUCCUCUUCUUGAAUUAGUGUUACUGCUGAUUCUGCUUUAGUUAGUUGUAUUUGUGUUCGUUUGAUAUAACUUAAGCAUUUGAUAAUGAUUAUAUUCUUCUGAUUUGACCAAGCUUUUUUGACAAGCUACUUGCAAAAGGAAGCAACUUAUAUAAUGAACCGAGGAUAAUUGUUCAAUGAGCACUCUAUUUAUCAUUAGUUGUGUCAUUAGAUAGCUUGUAAUAGACUAACAUUCAUCAAUUUAGCUAGCCAUUAUUCUUAAACAGAAGAGUUCAUGCUUCAUAUCAAAGGUGGAAUUACUUCUGGAUAGGGGCUGUUCUGAAAUUGUGCUCAGCUGAUUAAUUGACUAUCACUUAUUGAAAAAGAUUUGAGUAUGAUCAAAGCUACAUGAUAAUCACAAAGUGAUUAGAAACAUGCACAAUUCUAUGUGCAAUUUCCUUUCAACAGAUUAUAUACGCUUAAGGUGUUUAUGGAAGAAGAUUUUGACGAUGCAGCAUGGAGGUAAGAGAUGGAAACUGUUAAAAGAACUAUUGAAUUAUAGUAACAGACUACUGCAAGGGGAUUGGUUAUUUAGCAUUAUUGGGUAAUCUGACUCUGUAGAUGGCUGAAAAAAUGUAUAAUGCACAUCUGUUUUGUCUUGAAAUCAAAAAAUGAGUGUCGGUAUGCACAGAUGUAAUUUACUGAUAUAACUUCACCUUAUCCUGUUAUGUGGAAAAUGGAUGGCUGAAGGUGCGACUUAUUUGUAUUUUCAUUGGAAUUGACAUUGUGAAGUUUGUUGAUGUCGUAUUAGUGUUUUAUGGAAUUCGCUUUGGUCUUUGAACGUGAAAGCCUAACUUAGGGGAAUUUCCAUUCAAAUUGAAAAGGAGAAGGAAAGUAAGGCCUGCCAUGUUGCACUUGAGCAUGGGAAGAUGGAAGUGAUUGUUUCAAGGUCUGUUCACAUCUUGUGGAAUACAAUCACAUCCUAUUCAUUAUUUUCUCCAAUAGAGUUUGAAUUUUGACUGAGAUUGUAGCAAUGACUCUUUUCUGAGUGAAGUAUUGUUAGCUACUAAAUGCAGUAUUGAUUCUUGAUAAUGUAGCAUAAGAUAAACUAUGAAUACUUUAAGGAUAGCAACUGUAUGUGCUUUACAAGGAGAUUUUCUAUAUUGCCUUCUCAAUUUCUAUAUGAUAAGAUUUGAUUGCCUCCUUAUUUUAUGUUUGAUAAACUUUGAAUGUGAAGUGAGAAAAGCUCCUAUAGAGUUACUAUAAUUUACUCAGAAGCGGAUUAUCAUAUUCUUUGAGAAUGAUAUUCCACCAGCAAAAAGGUAAAGAAUCUGCACUUUCCUGUAACAAAAUCUCCAGCUUAGUUUUAGUAUGUGUUGAAGAAGAUUCUUGUUAAAUUAUUCAGAAAGAAUAUAGUGCUUUGAAUGUGGAGUUAUAACAUAAUAAAGUCUGUAGUUGCUUUUUUUUUCUUUCUAGCAAGCUUGGCAAUGUAAUAAUAUAACUUUGUUCCGCACAAUAUGAAGCAUAUUAUGUUAUGAGUAAUUUUUAACUUGAUGGUAUUGGUUCCUUUUUUUUAGUUAAACUCCUAUAAAACGAAUAAAGAAGUACCUUGCAAAAGUCAAACCACUUUUAUAUAACAACAUUCGCCCGUGCUUUGCACGGGCUCGGGCCAUCUAGUUUAAUAUAGAAGACAAACAUAGUAUACUAGUAGUAAAUGUAUCGUUGCUACUCCUACUUCUAAAACCGACAAUUUUUCAAUCAUGGCAGGCGAUUUGGUGAAUAGUCACUACCAAAAAAAAAAAAGUUCUUAGCUACGGUUUCUUUGGGGCAGUUUCUACAAACUGCCGCUAGAUAUUGAUCUCCCGGCGGUUGGCGUAGCGGUUCAAUAAGAGCCCAUAAAUUACAUAAUUUAGCGGCGGUUUUAUUUUCAUUUUCCAGCAUUUUCGUAAAUUCUAAUUUUUCCUGGAGUUAUUUGAACUUAGCGGCAGCUUGGCCUUUUAAAUAAUUAUAUUACUUUUGUAAUUUUUCUACAACUUAAAAGAUUCCAACAAUUGGAGCCCACAACUUAAUAACUUAAACACUCCUACACAACCGUAAUUUUUAGAAAUUUCUACACAUUCUAUCUACUGUACCUUCAACACUUCAUAAGGAAAUUUCUACAGCUGCUUCAUAUGGCUGCUGCUUCAUAUGGUUGGGAAAUUUCUACUGUACCUUCUCCAUCAAAAAUUCUGCAAACGUAUGUGAAAAUUUCUCUCCUUUUUUUAUGCAUUUUCGAGAUUUUUAAAACCCUAACUUUCACAUAUAUCUGAAAUGUAUGUGAAAAUUCUAGAAUGUGUUGAUUGAAUGCAGUGAAUCUCUGUUUUUAUUUCCCGAAUAGGUUAUGUGUUGAUUUUUGUUCAUGCAUGAAGUGAAUCUUUUUAUUUUUGCAGUUAUAGUUCUUAAUAUAUAUUUGUGUUUUCUCUAAUUUUUGCUUCGACUAAGUCUCAAUCACCAAAUUAAAACCUAGAAUUUGUUCUAAUGGGUCUGAAAUUUAUAGGUUGUGAUUUUCUCUAAUUUUUGCUUUUAAUCUUUUGUUGUGUUCCCUUUUUUGAUGGUUGCGUGCAAUAUUUAAAACCUAAAUUUCAAGUAUACUGUUCUAGUUAAUCCAGUGAGAUCAUCUGAGUUCAUUUUACAUGUCUUAAAUGAGGAUUUUCGACGAUUUUUAUUAUCCUAGUGUUAAUUUUAUUUUUUUGUUUGAGAUAUCUCUUUCAUAUUUUGUUGUGUAGCAUAGAUUAUUUUGAACAUUUGAUUUUAAUCAACGGUAAGAUUUUUUCUUAUGGCUGAAGUUAGUUUGAAAUGUAAGUGUUAUUUUUUUGUUGGUUUUUGCUGCUGAUGAUUAAAAAAUUCAGAAUAGAAAAUGUAAGUGUUAUUUGAGUUACAAAAAAUCUCAAAUAUCCCUAGUUUAUAAUUUCAAAAAAAAUUGGCAAAAAAUCCCCUUACACUCUCUUCUCUCUCCUCCCAUGCAAACCCUAGUUUGAAACCCUAAUAGUGCUAUGGCCACUCCGGCCACUGGCCAGCCACCGCAUUUGGUGGUUGGUCAGUCUUUCUCUCCUCAAGAUUUCCCUCCCCUCUCCCUCCUCCUUCCUCUCUCUUCGUCCAGCAAUGCUCAGCAGUCACAAACAGUAAUCCCUACGUCCACAACAUAGAAUUAUCGUCAAACCCUAAUGCAUGAAACUGGUAAAAAUUCCAUGCAAACGUGUGAAUCCAUUCCUAUGAAGAUGGUUGAGAUUAUAGAUGGUAAACACGUCGUAAGAUGGUCCUCUUCUGAAGUAUUACGAAUGGACAGGAUUGAAAACCUACAAUAUGCCAUUGUUGGUAAGUUUUCGUAUGGAUGUCCUGAACUAGAAGAGUUACAAUCUAUUAUACCUCAUCAGUGUGGAGUAAAGGGUAAUAUUCGUGUAGGCUUUUUGAGAGAUAGACAUGUCUUAAUAAGAUGUGAUCUAAGGGAAGAUUUUAUUAAUCUAUCAUCAAAAAGUUUCUUUUGGUUGAAGUCAAAAGAUGGUCAUUCUUAUCAAAUGAGGCCAUUAAUAUAUGAUUCUAAAUUCAGUGUGGAAAAGGAAACUUCAAUUGCUAUGGCUUGGAUUUCGUUUCCAAACCUUCUUUCUACAUUUUUUUGUCAAGGAAUCUUUGUUUACAUUGGCUUCUGCUGUGGGUAAGACAAUCCAGCUAGUUGCUGCUACUAUCAAUAAGACCAGGCCAAACUGUGCAAGAGUGAAAGUGCAGGUAGAUUUGCUUGCAGAUUUGCCUAAGUCUGUGUGGAUGGAGAUUCAAGAUGAUGUUACAAAGGAUAUCAGGUCGAUUAAAGUUAAUAUUCAAUAUGACUACUUACCAAAGUAUUGCACAAAGUGCUUUUUACAAAGUCAUUCCAAUGAUGAUUGUUGGGUGCUACAUCCAGAACUGUUGGAAAAUGAGGUGGCAGAUAAUGGGGUAGGGUCUCAGAACAAAGGAAAGGUUGCAGUUGUAGUAGAUGAGCCUGGAACAAGUAAACAAGGGCAAAUCCAACAAGGAAGAUAUAGAAGAAAUAGGGGGUGGAAAAAACCAGUGCAACAAUAUUUACCAAAGGUAUUAUCCUGUGGUACUAUGGUAACUUACCCUGGAAACAAAGGGCAGUACAAGAACAAAGUGAAUCCAACUGGGAGGGAUGAUGGAAACAAAGAAGUUAAGGUAACAAACAAAUUUGAGGUAUUGAACCAAGGAGUAGAGGAUGUUGAUGUUAGUAGGCUCAGUAAUAGUCAUGAGGAGCAUGUCACUGAAGAAGAUGUGUCUAUAGAACAAGGGGUUGCAGCUGACUGUAUAGAUGGCAAGAAGGAGCAUAAUAUGGUGCAUGCGUGUGGAGGCUGCAAACUUGUUUCUGGAUAAACAUCAGGCUACAAAUGGAACCAAGUCUCUGAAAGAGGGUGAAGUUUAUGAGAAUGAAACUGCUAAGGUGCACAAUAGUGAAGCUGAUAAUCACAGUGUAGUAGCUAUUGCCAAAAUACAGCAGCAUAAUGAUGAUCCUGUUCAAAAAGAGAUUAAUAGUCCACAGCUGGAUGGCAAAGCAGACUCUCUGGAGGUUAAAGAGGCUUAUGGUUCAAAGAAGUCUCAUGACUGUCAAGAACAUGAGAAUACUGAAUUAUCUGCAGAUGAUCAAAAGUCUGAAAUGGUGCAGAGAAGAGUUGAUGAAGUUGAUCAGCAACUUGGAGUUGAAAAUAGGGGUAGUAGGGAUGCAGAUGAAGAUGCUCGUCAAAGGCUUGAUAGUAACAGGAUUCAUUAUGGAAAUGAGGCCUCUGAAAUUUCAUUGGAAAAUCAGAUGGCUGAAUGUACUCAAGCAGGUGAUCUGUAUUUGAAGGAUGGUUUUGAUGAAAAGAUGCAAGAUAUGACUGGUUCCAUGGAUCAGAAGGAGUCUACUCAGGCAUUAAUUCUGAAGGAUAUUUUUGAUGAGGAGGUACAUAGCUCUAACUGUAACUUGCAGUUGGUUGGUUAUUAUCCUGAGAAAGUUGCUGAUGUAGAACAAAGGAAUUUAGCUUUGGCCAUUAUUCCUGAUAUUAGAGAUAUGCAGCCUCUGAAUGUUGCUGUAAGGGUAUCACCUAACAAAGCUUUACAUGAUGUAGUCUCUCACAAGUUACAAGAGGAACAUGAUAAGUUGAAUUUGAUUAACAAUAAGAAGGAAGAUGUUGAUGGUGAUGCUAUUGAUAUGAAACUACAGCAGAUGUGUGUAGAGGCAGGAUUAUCUCCAAAAUCACAAAGCAAAGGGCCAAGGAAAGGAAAAAAGCAGAAUUCUGAGGUUCCACAAAUUGUGAGGUAUUCAACAAGGAGUAACCUUAAGAAAUCUGUUAAAUGAUUGUUAAAACUUUA